AUGGACGUUUUGUACAAGCUUAGUGUGUUGCUUGCGCGGGUGGUGAAUAUUAGGGGCAUGCAGCGCGUAGGGCCCUCCCUCUUAAACUCAAAGGUGAACAGGUCUAAGAUCUCUGCAGAACAGCGGUCGCCUCCGCGCCUUGCUACAGAGCUGCUUAAACUUGCCCUUAGUGUAGCUGUUAAGCAGCGUGUCUCUACCCUUGUUAGCGUACUGCUCUUAAUCUUGCUAGGCAUCCCUACGCUGCAGAGACCUAAGGUAGCUGUUUAUGCCCAGCGCCUUCUGCUCUUACUAGAAGUUAGUAAUAGCUGUAAUCUAGGAUAUAUGAGGGAGGAUAUAUACAGCAGCAAGCAGCGCACGCUGAAGCUUAGGCUUAGGAUGAAGUACAGGAGCCAUCAGCGGCGGGCUCAGCAGGCGGCCGGUGCAUUAGGAGAUGUCCACCGCACAGGCGCGAGAGCCGGGGGUGGAGAUCCGCAGACGCCCGCAGGAGGCGAUUGGUCGAGAGGCGAGACAGCGACUCAGCCAAGGCUCAGUGCGGCCUCGAAUACCACAGGCUUUUGUAAUUAA
Molecule: messenger RNA, 564 nt
Organism: Lindgomyces ingoldianus
Lineage: Eukaryota; Fungi; Ascomycota; Dothideomycetes; Pleosporales; Lindgomycetaceae
Exons: 8
Coding region: 1-564 (187 amino acids)
Source: RefSeq, a predicted model, not a curated record